Cyphellophora europaea CBS 101466 is the source of this 1428-nucleotide messenger RNA. RefSeq lists its product as uncharacterized. Gene Ontology annotation, molecular function: oxidoreductase activity. The record is from RefSeq and is a predicted model, not a curated record. The transcript has a single exon. NCBI's taxonomy places the organism in Eukaryota, Fungi, Ascomycota, Eurotiomycetes, Chaetothyriales, Cyphellophoraceae. Gene Ontology annotation, cellular component: cytoplasm. The coding region runs from base 1 to 1428 and encodes 475 amino acids.
AUGGGCGACAUUGACCCCAACUCAUCCUCUCCCUCCUCCCCACCCGUUCCUGCGCACCACCGCCGCCCCGCCACCCUCCCCGUCCCCACACCCACCGCAUCCUUCUGGCAGAGCUCGGCGCCCAGCCCGCUGGCGCAGCACCGCUCCACGCCGGAGCUGCCGCCCGCCGUGGACGUCGUCGUCGUGGGCAGUGGCAUCACCGCCGCGUUCUUUGUGCGUGAGUUCCUCCUGCAGCAACCGAAACUUAGCAUCCUCGUGCUGGAAGCACGGACGCUGUGCUCGGCGGCCACGGGCCGGAAUGGCGGGCACUUGAUCCCGUCGAUGUUUGGGCAGGAGCGGGAUUUGGUGAGGUGGGAGGUGAGGAACUGUGAGGAUGUGGAGGGCGUGGUGCGUGCGGAGGGCUUGGAGGGUGAGUGUGAGUUUCGGCGGGUGCAGGGAGUGUUGGCUUGGUGCGACCGGGGGAUGUGGGAGGGGGCGAAGAGGUUGGUUGACGCAUCGGGGGCGCGGGAGGAGGGGGAAGUGCAGGUGGUGGAGGGAGAGGAGGCAUUGGGGGCGCUGGGAUUGAAGGUUGGUGGGCCCAAGACCGGGGACGACGGGGUCGUGGGCGCGACGGUGCAGAGGUGGGCGGCUACCUUGAGCCCGUAUCGGCUUGUGUGUGGCCUGUGGGGGCGUGUGUUGGGAGAGUCGGUCAAUCUACAGACUACGACACCGGUCACGAGGAUUGAGAAGGGUGGACGAGGCUGGGACGUUUCUACCCCACGGGGCACGGUGCGAGCCAAGCAUGUGGUUGUUGCGACGAAUGGAUAUACUAGUCGGCUCCUUGAGAGAUUCACGGGAGUGAUUAUACCAACGCUGGGCCAGAUGACUGCGCUGUCCGCACCCAAGGAGUGGGAAGACGGAGGCAGGAUGCUGAAGUAUGACUAUGGAUUCCACGGGCUGAAAGGCCAGGAUGCAGUCAUGAGCGAUUACCUCGUACAGCGCCCGUGGAGGGACGGGGGCCAUUUCAUGCAUGGUGGAGGCAGGCAGUGGGUUAAGGGUGGUGCAGAGGGUUGCAGCGAUGAUGGCCUCAAUGAUCCAGAUGCCGUCUCACACUUGAGGCAGCUUCCGGCAAGGCUUGAGUUUGAAGGUGUAAAGAAGGAAUUAAGGCUAGAAGCGGCGUGGACAGGAGUCAUGGGCUACAGUAAAGAUGAUUGCCCAUGGGUAGGAGGUGUGCCCAGGAUGGACGGUGUCUGGGUUGCGGCGGGCUACACUGGGCACGGCAUGCCGAAUGCACCGGGCUGUGGACGACAUGUAGCGAGGCUGGUGGCGGAAGCGUUGAAUGAUGGGGACUGGAGGCGGAGAGAGGAGCUGGCGGUCGAGAGGGACGAAAUCCCCAAGGAGUUCGUGCUGGACGAGGAGAGGUUAGCGAGGUGGGAGCUGAAGAGAUGA